Molecule: messenger RNA, 2339 nt
Organism: Beta vulgaris subsp. vulgaris (sugar beet)
Lineage: Eukaryota; Viridiplantae; Streptophyta; Magnoliopsida; Caryophyllales; Amaranthaceae
Product: dol-P-Man:Man(6)GlcNAc(2)-PP-Dol alpha-1,2-mannosyltransferase
Exons: 11
Coding region: 81-1793 (570 amino acids)
Biological process (GO): protein N-linked glycosylation
Cellular component (GO): endoplasmic reticulum membrane
Molecular function (GO): alpha-1,2-mannosyltransferase activity
Source: RefSeq, a predicted model, not a curated record
GUGAGGUCAUUCAAAAAAUUGGGAGCACACAUUAAAACCAAAAUUUCAUCGAAGAAGUAAAGCUUAAGCAAAGCACAACAAUGGCGACCACAACGCGGCAUCGGCAUUCUCAGCCCUCCGAUCGACCAUCAUCAUCAUCUUCAUACUCUAAGCUCGACAAAUCAUCCACCACCUCCGGCGCCGGCACAGGCGUAGAUGGUGGAUUAGGGUGGGGACUGCCGUUAUUUGCCCUAGGUAUGCUGCGAUACAUGAGCACUACUUCUAACAUUAUUCAUGAUUGUGAUGAAGUCUUCAAUUACUGGGAACCUUUGCACUUUCUCCUCUACAAAUCUGGUUUCCAGACUUGGGAGUACAGUGGCCAAUACGCUCUGAGAUCAUAUUUGUACAUCAUCUUCCAUGCUAUUGUGGGUGGUCCAGCUUCCUUUUUGUUUGAAGACAAGGUCAAAGUAUUCUAUGCCAUAAGGCUUUUUCUAGGGCUUAUCUCUGUGGUGACAGAUGCAUUUCUUGUGGUAGCACUUUCUAGGAAGUACGGAAAACGUCUUGCCUGUUACACCCUUGCAAUGUUAUGCUUAACAAGUGGAUGCUUCUUUGCUAGUACAAGUUUUCUGCCAAGUUCGUUCUCUAUGUAUGCUAUCUCCCUUGCAUCUGCAUUGGCUCUUUUAGAUAAGCCUGCUAUGGCAGUUGCUGUUGCAGCUAGUGGGGUUAUUAUCGGGUGGCCCUUCUCAGUUUUAGCUUUUCUGCCUGUGACAUUCUUCUCUUUGCGUAAGAGCUUGAAACAAGCAUUUGUCUCAGGAACAAUCAUUUCUGUUGCUCUUCUGGCUCUCUCAGUUCUUGUUGAUUACCUCUACUACAAAAGAUGGACAUCAUCUGUGCUGAAUUUGCUGUUGUAUAAUGUUUUAGGAGGCGGUGAAAGCCACUUAUAUGGGGUUGAAGGACCACUGUUUUAUCUGCGGAAUGGAUUCAAUAAUUUCAAUUUAUGCUUUGUCCUUGCUUUGCUGUUUCCAAUGACGCUGCUUGCACAUAUUGUGCGGAGGAAGUAUGUCCCAGAGUUGUUGGUGAUCAUUUCACCUGUGUACAUUUGGCUUGGAUUUAUGUCCAUGCAGCCACACAAGGAGGAAAGGUUUCUUUAUCCUAUCUAUCCACUAAUUUGCGUGGCUGCAUCUGCGUUUAUUGAAAGUGUGCCUGAUUUUUUCCGUGAUAGGUUCGAUCCUAAUGAUAAGUCUCUGCUUGUUUUGAUAGCGAAAUUUCUCAGGCCAGCGAUCCUUGGUUUUAUAUUAUGUGUGUCCCAUUCACGUACUUUCUCUGUGAUCCAUGGAUACUCAGCUCCUCUCGAGAUCUAUAAACAUUUGCAGUACCAUGAAGAUGCUGGCCAUGGCUCUACACUAUGUGUUGGAAGUGAAUGGCACAGAUUUCCUUCGUCAUUCUUUAUCCCUGAUUAUGUGGCUCAAGUGCAUUGGAUUGAUGACGGAUUCCGGGGUCUUCUUCCUUUUCCAUUUAAUGCAACACUUGGUGGAACUUCAGCAGCACCUUCAUAUUUUAAUAACAAGAACAAAGCAUCAGACAAACAAUAUCUUCAAGAUCUCGAAACCUGUACCUUGCUUGUUGAACUGCAUCUGAAUCGUCCUUUUGCUUACCGUGGUAGUGACUUGUCAACAUGGGAGGUUGUUGCGGCAUGGCCUUUCUUGGAUAGAGAAUUCUCGCCACCCUUGCAUCGGUCAUUCUUUAUUCCAUACCUUUGGCAGGACAACAAUGUAUUCGGACUGUAUAAACUCCUGAGAAGAUUAGCAAGAUGAGUUAUACCGCAGGAAGUGUCUGAUGUGUUCUAUUCCAAAACAUAGUUCAAAUUAGGUACUUACAUGUUAUGGAAGAUGAAGAGCCAUGCUUGUAACUCUGGAGCAGAGAAGUCUUUUUGGGAGCAGUAAAGAGCUUGGAUUUUGUCAAUGGAAUAAGUUCGGUAGUCUUGGUGAAGAUGUUUGAGCCCAGAAAACAAGCUUCCAUCUCUUUCUCUCUCUUCAAAUGGAUACUUUUGCUUUGCUUUGAUGUUAAUUGUGAUCUUAAGAUGGAGGAAUAUGAAGUAGUUCUGGUUGCAGAAACUAGCAAGUUUUUUUGGAAGACAAGGCAAUGUCAGCCACUGAAAUACUGAAUGCGAUCAGUCAGAAUUUAAGUUGGAUAGGGUGGCUUUUUUGCACUUUUUUGUUACUCUGAUGGGCCAUUGGAUAUGGCUUGACGUGGCGUCGAACUACAGGCUAGAAUUAUUCAUAUGUAUCGUAAUAACUCAUCAUUGUAUUUUUAUAUUGCAAAUGAUAUUCAUAUUUAUCCGACAGAUUUAUAUUGUACUA